Molecule: messenger RNA, 2928 nt
Organism: Puccinia triticina
Lineage: Eukaryota; Fungi; Basidiomycota; Pucciniomycetes; Pucciniales; Pucciniaceae
Exons: 9
Coding region: 1-2928 (975 amino acids)
Biological process (GO): mitotic DNA replication initiation; double-strand break repair via break-induced replication; DNA replication
Cellular component (GO): nucleus; MCM complex
Molecular function (GO): single-stranded DNA helicase activity; 3'-5' DNA helicase activity; single-stranded DNA binding
Source: RefSeq, a predicted model, not a curated record
AUGAACCAAGUGGCGGAUGGGCUGAAGGUGCUUGCGGACCAAUACCGGCUGAUUGUCGUGGUCGUCAACCAAGUCUCAGACGUCAUGGCCCCUCCCUCUUCCUCCUCUGAGCUCGCCCUUCCCCGUCCACACAAUACGAUUGUCCAACCCUCGACAUCGAAGCGCAGAAGGAACUCUUCGCCCCAGCCGCCAGUCGACACGCCCACCCCGCAGUCAUCCCUCCCGCCCUCCUCGCCCCCACCCCCGUUCACGAGCGAUGACGAGAGCGACGGCGGGGUGGUCGACGAACUCGACCAGAUCCAGGACAUCGAUAUCGGCGGAAGCGGGGACGAGGAGCCUGAGGAUGGUGAAGACUUGUUCGGCGAUGAGAUGAUGGAGGACUACGUGGGAAACGCUCGUUUGGAUCAGUACGAUGUGGCUGAUAUCGACGAUGACCCCGAUAUUGAAGCCAUGGACCCCGAGACACGUGCUCUUGCUGAAGCCAGGAUGGCCCGACGAGACCGACGCGAUGGGCGAGGGGAGGGCAGAGAAGGUCGGAAGGGCAGGUCACGAGUGCCGGCGUUCCUCCAGUCAGACAGUGACAUUGGGGAAGAUCCGGAUGACUUUUUGACGCGGAGACGAAGACGACGGCAGUACGACGAAAUCCCAGAAGUGGUCGAAGGUGGCGAAGGCGAAGACGAGGAUGAGCUUCCAUUGGAACAGCUGAGCGAUAUCAAAUCUAACUCGCUCAAGGAAUGGAUCGACGUCCCCGCCGUCAGUCGGACGAUCAUGAGAGCGUUCAAAGAUUUCUUAAUGACUUAUGUCGACGAAAAUGGAACCAGUGUCUAUGGCCAGCGGAUCAAAACUUUAGGAGAAGUCAACUCUGAAUCUCUCGAGGUGUCUUUCUUGCACCUGUCAGACUCCAAAGCGAUCUUAGCAUACUUUUUAGCCAACUGUCCCACCCCAAUGCUUGCGCAUUUCGACACGGUCGCAUUGGACGCGAUUUUAUUAUACUACCCGGAAUACGACCGGAUACACACCGAAGUCCAUGUGCGAAUUACCGAGCUGCCGACGUCAUAUACCCUGCGUGAGUUACGACAAGAGCAUCUCGAUCGACUGGUCCGAGUCACUGGAGUCGUCACGCGUCGCACCGGUGUUUUCCCCCAACUCAAGUAUGUCAAGUUCGACUGUGGUAAAUGCGGUGAAACCUUGGGCCCGUUCUUCCAAGAUGCGAACCAAGAGGUUCGGAUCAGUUUCUGUUCGAACUGCGCCUCCAAGGGCCCCUUCACCGUCAAUUCCGAACAGACAGUCUACCGGAACUACCAGAAAAUGACGCUCCAAGAAUCGCCGGGCUCGGUGCCCGCCGGUCGAUUACCCCGUCAUAGAGAGGUCAUCUUACUCUGGGACCUGAUCGACCGGGUCAAGCCUGGAGAAGAGGUAGACGUGAUCGGAGUGUACAAGAACAACUUUGAUGUUUCGUUGAACAUCAAGAACGGCUUCCCGGUCUUUGCAACGAUCUUGGAGGCCAACCAUAUCAGCAGAAAAGAGGAUCAAUUUGCGUCCGGUCGACUGACCGAAGAAGAUGAAAAGGCGAUCAGAGCGUUGAGCAGGGACGACCGGAUUGGGAAACGAAUCAUCAAGUCGAUUGCGCCCUCGAUCUAUGGCCACGAGGAUAUCAAGACGGCUUUAGCCUUGAGUCUCUUCGGCGGAGUCUCGAAGAACAUCAACAACAAGCAUCGGAUCCGCGGGGACAUCAAUGUGUUGAUGCUCGGCGAUCCCGGGACGGCCAAGUCCCAAUUCCUGAAAUACGUCGAAAAAACCGCCCAUCGAGCCGUCUUCGCCACCGGCCAAGGUGCCAGUGCCGUCGGUCUGACGGCGAGUGUCAGGAAAGAUCCGGUGACCAGAGAAUGGACUCUCGAGGGUGGGGCGUUGGUGCUUGCGGAUAAAGGGACGUGUCUGAUCGACGAGUUCGAUAAGAUGAACGACCAAGAUAGAACGUCGAUCCAUGAGGCUAUGGAGCAACAGACCAUCUCAAUAUCCAAGGCUGGAAUUGUGACCAGUCUCCAAGCCAGAUGUGCAAUCAUUGCAGCAGCCAACCCGAUCCGGGGCCGAUACAACUCGCAAAUCCCCUUCUCGCAAAACGUCGAGUUGACUGAGCCGAUCUUGUCGCGAUUCGACGUCCUGUGCGUCGUCAGAGACAACAGCGACCCCAUCGUCGAUGAACUCUUGGCCAAGUUUGUCGUCGGCAGUCAUUUGCGAAGUCACCCGAACUUCAACCCCGAAGUCGAUGAAGUCAAUGUCCAGACCUCAUUGGAUCAAGACAUCAUUCCCCAAGAUAUGUUGCGCAAGUAUAUCCAAUACGCGCGCGAGAAGAUCCGACCGAAGCUGCAUCAGAUGGACCAAGAUAAGAUGUCGAAGUUGUUUUCAGAGCUCCGACGGGAGUCGUUAUCGACGGGCUCGAUCCCGAUCACGGUGCGGCAUCUAGAGUCGAUGAUCCGGAUGUCAGAGGCGAGUGCGAAGCUACAUCUGCGCGAAUAUGUGCGGUCGGACGACAUCGACCUGGCGAUCCAGGUGGCCAUCAACAGCUUCAUCCAGUGCCAGAAAGUCUCGAUCAAGAAACAGCUCCAGCGCGGCUUCCGCAAGUAUCUUCGAGUCGCCGACGACCACCAGGAGCUCCUCGGAUUCCUUCUCGGCCAGAUCGUCAAGGAGAAGAUCCGGUUCCAUGUCGGCAAACUGAGAGGCUUGCAACGCGACUCUGCUGAGCAACAACGGCCCGAAUCGGUCACUAUCAAGGUCGCCGAAUUGGAGGAACGAGCUAAAGAAGUCGAGAUAUACGACGUCGCGCCCUUCCUGAAAUCGCAACUAUUCAGAACCAAUGGGUACUCCUUCCAACAACGUGACCAAGAAGGCGUGAUCACUAAGAGCUUCGCCUCUACUUCCUCCUCAUAA